Cuscuta epithymum is the source of this 2127-nucleotide messenger RNA. Lineage: Eukaryota; Viridiplantae; Streptophyta; Magnoliopsida; Solanales; Convolvulaceae. The record is from the annotation of a GenBank genome assembly.
CAAGCGGCACUCCACGGAGGUUUAGGUGAAGGCGCUUCAGCCAUUGUUUGAAUUCUUUUCUAUCUAUUUAUCCUUAAAACGAAAUCAAGUUCCAGCUAAGGCAGACAACGGAAAAGCAGAAACAAACAAAAUCCAGGUAAGGCAGACGGCGAUGCCAAAGUACCCUCCCAAGUACCUGAUAUAACCAUGUUCGUAGCUGGUACAGAUGUAAACUCCCCGUCGAAUCCCCAACAGAAACCUGGUGAUUACAGGGCUACACCACCCUCUACUGUAAAACUCGUGUCCUCUGCUCCACAUACGGCUCCAAAUGCAACCUGGGGAGCUGGUGGCAGAAAACUAUUCUCUAAAAUGGUGCAGGACCAUAAAUGGUACAUGGGGGAAUCAGAUACAGAGGAUGGACUAAGCAAAGAAGAUGAGGAAAAAGAUGAUUUGCUCGAGGAAGAAGAUCUAAAGUGCUGUAGCAGGAGUAUAACAAAUAGCAAGGUUGUAUUCUAAAAGAAUAUGAAAUAAGGAAACCGACCAGAUUCCAUGGCAUAUCGAUAGGGUUUUGAUCAGACAAUUAUUUAACAGAAAGUUCCAGGAGAGGAGAGAUAACAGAGUCAUACAAGUUCCAUGUCUUUAGAUUUAUAUUUUAGUAUUUUACUGUCAUACGGAGUAAUUCAUAAUCAUUCAAUAAACAGUGCAAAAUAUAUCAACUCACCGUUUUAAUUUUCUACGUAGUAGUAAUCUUAUGAUUUAUGGUUCUCUAAUUCUCUGUUUCUCUUUGCAUUUUUACAAAUUCCAAUACAUUAGUGCUUGCGUUGAUCGUUUAAUGGUUAUGGUGUGCCGUUGGGAUUGUUAGAGACUGUGUGGUGUCCGUAUUAUUGUUGUCUACCACAACACUCAAAUCUCCUUCAACCUCCAUUUCUUCUAACCAACCAAUGGCAAAAAAACAGCAAGAAAUGGAAUAGAAUUUUUUUAGCAUAAUUGCUUCGAAUCACAGUAAGCGUGAAUGCAUCACGGUGUUGUUGGGAGGAGUAGACCGUUGAUCUUAGAUGAAAAAGCAGAGUCGCACAGCCACCGAGAAAAUCUAUCCGGUCUAACGUUAUUGGCCGUAUUGGGCGGCGGAGAGAUGUCGGCGGUGACCCCCCACCAGACGCGGACCCUUCUAGAUGUCAUAAAGGACGAUCCGAACGGCAGCAAGGAAAACCGGAAAACAUGGAAGCAUUUCAAGGAAAAGCUCCGGCUGAAGCGUGCCGGCGCCGCCUGGACUUCCACCGUCCCGAUCCCUGCCUCCGACGUCCCGAUCAAUCCGACGAACAACCGGGCAAUGAUGGCUCGGAGGCUUUCCUCCCGGUUUCCUUCCACGAACCACGGCCCUGACGCUGAAUACCCCGCCGAGGAAUACAAACCGGAGCUCUCUAUGUCCGCCUCGCGGAGAGAUCUGAGAUCCGCGCCGUCGAGCAGAAUGUUGAAUAGGAAUCCGAGCCGCGCGGGCGGACCGGCAGAUAGGAACUUCAAAUUACAGAGCUCGAUGUCAAUAAGGAGACCGGCCGAAGGCGGGGAUGAUGAAAUCGAUGGAGGCGAGGGAGAAGACGGAGAAAACGAGGAGGGCGGAGGAGGAGGAGGAGUGCAGCCGGUGAGGAUGUCGCUGAUGGCGUUGCUGGCGGAAUCGGAAGGCGGAUACAUGAUGGAUGAGGAAGAGGAGGAGGAUGAAGGCGGAGGUUGUGAGGACUACGGCGGCGGGGAAUUCCACAACUGUUGCGUGUGUAUGGUGAGGCACAAGGGCGAGCCGUUCGAGCCGUGCGGCCACACGUUCUGCAGGCUCUGCUCGAGGGAGCUUUGGGCGGAGAAGGGGAAUUGUCCGCUCUGCAACAAUUUCAUACUCGAAAUUCUCGACAUUUUCUGAUCAUUUCCCGCCAAAUUAAACCCAUAUCGUCAAUUUUGAUUAGUUUUUUUAGAUUUGUUUUGUUUGAUUUCUUUCCUUGAUUAAAUGUACUUCGUAUUUGGUUACUGUCUCCUUCUUACUGGUUAAACUAGAAAAAACUGCACGAUUCUUAGAGCAACUUCGUAUUUCCAAUACUCAUUUGGUAAGUUGUGUGGUGUAGGAGGAUGUGCCAGUUUUUACUGCAUUAACCCUUACUUUAU